Molecule: messenger RNA, 1652 nt
Organism: Acanthopagrus latus (yellowfin seabream)
Lineage: Eukaryota; Metazoa; Chordata; Actinopteri; Spariformes; Sparidae
Product: cytochrome P450 3A27-like
Exons: 13
Coding region: 82-1611 (509 amino acids)
Molecular function (GO): steroid hydroxylase activity; iron ion binding; heme binding
Source: RefSeq, a predicted model, not a curated record
CUUAGGCCCGCCUCUGGCCGGGCCUUAAAUACUCUGAGAGGAGGGAGGUGGUCCACUGAAGUCAGCGGGAGUUCAGCAAAGAUGGGCUUCUAUCCCGAUUUCUCCAUCGAGACUUGGACUUUAAUAGCAAUUGUCAUCAGUCUGAUCGCAGUAUAUGGAUAUGCUCCAUAUGGCUUUUUCAAGAAAAUAGGUGUCCCUGGGCCCAAACCUUGGCCGUUUAUUGGGACUUUUUUGGAAUACACAAAGGGCGUCCACAAUUUUGAUACAGAAUGCUAUCAGAAAUAUGGAAAGACGUGGGGGUUGUACGAUGGCAGGCAGCCUGUGUUGGCCAUAAUGGACACAGCUAUGAUCAAAACAAUCUUGGUUAAGGAGUGUUAUUCUGUCUUCACUAACAGACGGGAUUUCGGCCUUAAUGGACCAUUGCGUGAUGCUGUGUCAGUACUUGAAGAUGAAGAAUGGAAGAGGAUUCGCAGUGUACUCUCUCCAUCAUUCACCAGUGGACGACUGAAGGAGAUGUACUCGAUAAUGCUGCAGAAUUCGGGUAACCUGAUGAGGAGUCUUCAAAAGAAAGUUGAGGUGGACGAAGUCAUCGAGGUUAAAGAAGUAUUUGGACCUUACAGUAUGGAUGUUGUGACCAGCACUGCCUUCAGUGUGGACAUCGAUUCCAUCAACCAUCCCUCUGACCCUUUUGUAGCAAACAUUAAGAAAAUGGUCAAGUUCAACUUUCUGAAUCCCUUGCUUGUGUUCGCGGUUCUGUUCCCAUUCACGCUGCCAUUUUUUGAGAAGCUGAAUGUGUCCUUCUUCCCCGCUCAAGUGUUGGACUUCUUCUACAGCUUUCUAAAGCAGAUCAAAUCAGACCGGAAUGAGAGUCAACACAAAAGCCGAGUGGACUUCAUGCAGUUAAUGGUUGAAGCUCAGAUUUCAGAGGGCAACCACACGGAUCCAAAUUCCACAAAAGGGCUGACUGACAAUGAGAUCCUUUCUCAGGCCAUGAUAUUCAUCUUUGCUGGAUAUGAAACCAGUAGCAGCACACUGGGGUUUACAUCCUACCUGCUGGCAACCAACCCUGAGAUCCAGAAGAUCCUGCAACAAGAAAUUGACAAAACCUUCCCCGAUAAGGGUAAGCUGACCUAUGAAGCCCUGAUGCAGAUGGAAUACAUUGAAAUGGUGAUCAAUGAGUCAAUGAGGCUGUAUCCUAUUGCUAAUCGGUUAGAGAGAGUAUCAAAGGCCUCUGUGGAAAUUAAUGGUCUGACCAUACCUAAAGGAACCGUCGCCAUGGUUCCAAUUUACACUCUGCACCGCGACCCUUCUUUGUGGCCUGAGCCUGAUGCCUUCAAACCCGAAAGGUUCAGCAAAGAGAACAAAGGCAACAUCGAUCCUUAUGCAUUCCUCCCCUUUGGAGCUGGGCCAAGGAACUGUAUUGGCAUGCGAUUUGCUCUCUUGAUGAUGAAGUUGGCCUUAGUGGAGAUCCUGCAGAGGUUCACCUUUGUCACCUGCAAAGAGACAGAUAUCCCACUGGAGUUGGGAAGUGAUGGAUUCACCACACCCAAGAAUCCCAUCAAGCUGAAGCUGGUCCCGAGAGAAGAUGUUGCCAAUUCUCCUUCGAGCUAAUUCUGUAACCUGUGAGGCAGUUACCUAACACCUAAUUAAAA